This is a messenger RNA of Ruditapes philippinarum (Manila clam), 3846 nucleotides long. RefSeq lists its product as uncharacterized. NCBI's taxonomy places the organism in Eukaryota, Metazoa, Mollusca, Bivalvia, Venerida, Veneridae. Gene Ontology annotation, biological process: interstrand cross-link repair. The record is from RefSeq and is a predicted model, not a curated record. Gene Ontology annotation, cellular component: nucleoplasm; Fanconi anaemia nuclear complex.
GUAUUUAUACACUCUACUAAGGAUCCAAUUGUAGAUCACAGCUUAGAAAUUCUUCACGAUGGACAUUGGUGUCUGUACUGUCUUACAAAGAAGGGAUGCAUAUAUAGGGUUGGAAAGGGUUGUGAUAAAGAGCUUGCCAGGCACAAAGGCCCACCUGAGGAUAAUCAGUCAGAGAUAUUUUCGGAUCUCCUUGGGCCUGAAGAAUUGGAUGAUGUGUUUCAACUGCACAUGUCAACACAGCCAGUCUAUGUUCUGAAUGAUUCAGACAUUAUCAUUAGAAACCUUCAGUACCCUAUAGCGCUAUGUGUUUGCUCUAGUCAUAUCAUUGCUAUUACAGAGGACUCUGUGUUUUACACAUUGUCUCUGUUUAGAAAACAAUGUAAUACAAAUACUGCAGAAGGCAUAGCUAUACUUCCAAAAAGCUCUGGCCAUGGUGAAAAAGAUGUCUGUCUAGCAUCUGGUCUGAUAAAUAUUAUUACAUGUGAUUGCAUGGAUGGGAAAGACACAUUUUAUUCAGAUGUGGUUAUUAUAGAUGUAACUUUAUUCAAGCAAUUGUUUGGUGAAGAAACAGCUCUUCUUAGUUCUCCAGUGUUGAUGGUCAGUAAAAUAGAUGGAACAGUAUGUUAUAUUCCAUUAUCAUCUUUUGUUUCAAGUCCAGAUAACUCCUUAGUUUCCAGUACCGAAAGUUACAGGAAUACAUGGAGUAUUUUAUGCUGUAUGUCCGCAAAUGUUGUAGCAAUCACUACUUUAACAGUACUAGAAGAUCACCGACCUACUAAUGAACACUGUAAGAAUGCCUUAUGUAUAUGCGGAUGUGAUGGUCAAGUGGUAAUAUUCUGGAGUGAGGAUGGUAAAACAGAAUAUAUCAUCUCUGAUGUUUCCAUUUGUAGCCCUGUGCUUAGUGUUCAAUCAUUUCACAAUAAGAUAUAUAAUACUAAUGGAUGUGCAAUAUUUGAAAGUAUAGUUGAGAUACCAGCAGAUAGGAACAGCAACAGUUUGACUAGGAAUGGACAGCUUCAGAUAUCGGAUACAAACGUAGUCAGUAAUGACAGUGUGGCUGUUAUUCAUGCAGUAUCUUCAGAUGGAUAUGUGGAGUCACAAGCAUCCCCAUGUACAUUUUACUGUACUUGUCGGAAUGGACAUGUUAAGGCAAUCAAAUCAUCAACACUGUUAGAUAAUCAUUGUGACAGUCAAAGUACACCUCAUGGUAAUUUAAAAGAUAUUCUGACAUCAAUUGAUGACAUAGGUAAAAAAAGACAGCACUUAAAGAAUCAGGUUAAAGUCAAAGAAGAAAACAUACAGCAGCUUGGCAUAGCAUCAUACCUAAAUACCUGUAAUGCUAAUCUGUCAAAAGAAAUGUCAUGUAAUGAAGGAAGGCGAUUUGAUGUAAGAAACAUGUCUACCAAGUCACCAUUUUCUGUUGUUCUUAUGCCAAGAACACAAGUUACUAAAGAUAAUGAAGUGAUUGAUAUGACUGUUGAGAUAGUUAAUCAGAUGGCAGUGAAACCUUCAGCAGAUUGGACAAUUAUCGUAUCCGUAGUUACCUUAACUAGCAAUGAUACCAUCUUGAAUGCGUCUGUUAAAAUUGAUAAAGAGUGGAAAGAAAAUGAGAAAGUGAGUGUUCCAAUCCAAAUAACUUUCAAACAAAUAUUGUCAAUAUGUAAACUUGUUGUUAAAGCAGUUCUUGCAAUAGAAAAGAGUGGUAAGCAACAGCAUGGAGACAAAGAGUGUAGUGGUAUACAACAUAUAAGUAUUCCAAUAUAUGAAAAAGAUAUUGAUAUAAUAGACUGUUUGACACCUGUAUCAGACAAUGUCAAUGAUUGUAUGGCGAAAUAUGCAUCCAUAUCAAAUGCAAUGAUGACAGAUCAGACGAAGAAUCGAAUGCAGAGGCUAAAAUUGUCAACAGCAAAUAAUGAAGGUGUUGAUGAUACGGCUGCAUGCACCACAAGGAAUAUUCUUUAUCUACCUAAACCGGAAGUUGGAAAUGACGGACAGGAUAAAGUAGCUCAUAAAAUUCUAGUAGAACUUUUUGGUAAGGCUGUGUCAGACAACAGUGGCAUAAAUCCUUCCAACUGCCAGCUAUCGACUGCUCUUGGGCAUAUCGUGCAUCUAAGUGUAGUGCCAAUGGGAAAUUACGAGAUAAAAGAUGGAAAUGUAUCGACCAGAGAAAUGGAUGCAUUUGAAGUGAUAGUCAGAAGCAGCCUAUCUAUUGCUGCAGCUUGGCAUAAAGCCAUUAGUCGCCGGGAACAAGAGAUUGCACAAGCAUUUGGAAUUAAAAAGCAACCAGCGCUUUCAGUACAACAGUGUCGGAAAGCUAUCAAAAUAGCAGAGGAUACCAUCAAUGAUGUAAGUGGCAUCACUACAUACAAAACAGCUGCUAUAUCGUCUGCUUUCCAGAAAUUAAGGAGUGUAGUUCUCUGAAACACGUGAUUGCAUGAUUAACACAGUAUUUGUAGGGUUUCCUGAAUAUCGACAAUAUUGGGAUUCCAUGUGCCUAUUCUGUUAUUUCUGUUAGAUGUAUGACAAUAAACAUGAACUGUUUUGUUAUAAUUGUUACAAUGUGUGCUUUCAAUUCAUUACCAGUAUAACAUUUCGUUUUUGUCACAUUGAGGUUAUAUGUUCUUAUGGCAAAUUUCCAGCUUUAUUGGUGUAGAGAAACGUCAUAUGCUGCCACACCUGUUUAUUAUUUCAGGCAAAUACAGUGAAACCACAAACAUUUUAAGUUCACCGGAGUACAAAAUGCUGUAGGUGAGCUUUUGUGAUCACUAUUUGUCUGGCGUCCCUUUGUCCGUCAGUGCAGGGGUCAUGGCUUUUCCUUAUAUGUUGUAAAUACUUCAAAACUUUUCAUGAAAACUGCAAGGGCUUUAUCUUAGAUAUUUAGCAUGAAAUAUUGUCUAGUGGAUUUCUCAAAAAAAAAUGUUCAAAUGAUAGCCCUUUUGUGAAAAUUGAUAAAAUAUUGGUUGAAAAUUUCAAAUACAAAUAAUAUUAUUUUAAAUACGAUAUAUAAUAACUUAUUAAAACAAUGUUUAAAUGGUGUCAAAAAUUGGACAAACAAUGAUAAACUAAUAUUAGAAAUUUAUGGUUUUGCAGAUGUAUUUUUGAAUCCAAAUGAAAUUAAUAUAAAUGCAUUUUUGGUACAUUUUAAACAAAGAGUUUUGGAUUGCUUAAAACAAAAAUGGCAAGCAGAUUUAAACAAUAAUAGUGUUUUAAACACUCUUUAUAUUCAUCUAAAAACAUUUAAAUUUUGAAAAUUAUUUAAAUACUAUCAAAUCUAAAUAUCUAAGGAGUAGUAUUACGCUUUUAAGAAUUUCUUCACAUAAUCUUAGAAUUCAAACAGGUAGAUAUGGUAGGAAUAGAAUAGAUAGACAGGAAAGAUUAUGCCAAGUGUGUCAAUGCUCUGAGAUUGAAGCCGUGUAUCAUUUUAUUCUUAUAUGCAGUGUUUACCAUGAAUUCAGAAUUCGAUUAAUUAAACGUUAUUUUUAUCAUAGACCAAGUAUGUACAAAUUCAUAGAAAUGCUUAAGUCAAACAAUAAAUCUGUUCUUAACAAUCUUAGCAAAUGCAUUUAUUUAGUCAAUAAGAAAAGAAAUGAUUUAUUGAAUUCAUAUCCUAGGCUUUAAGACUAUAACAAUAUUCAUUAUGUUCACUGUUAGACACUUUAUUAGUGAACAAUUGCUGUUAUUCAAUAUCUAAUUCAUAUUUAUUAGAGCUUAUUCUCCAUAUUGUAUAAACUGAAACAUUAAUUAUUCUCUUUCAUUUGAAUACCAACCGUGACAAAAUGUUUUAUAUGUAUUGAUGUAUAACGAGAUACAUGUAAAUGUAUAAGUGAAAUAAAAUUUUCUUCUGUC